GGCCAAUGGAGAAAAAGCUUAGAGGGCAAGGCCUCCAUGAAUUCCCCAAUAGGAAGCAGCUUUGCUUUCUCUGUCUCUCAGGGCACUGCACCAACAAGUCAGUUUCUGGGAAAACAAGUGUCGGUGCCAGCGCCUGGUGAGGCUUCCACAGCUGCUCUUUCAGAGACAGGUGCAUGGAGACAGUUCGGGUUUCAGUGGUGGGUGCAGGCGUGAUGGGGCUCUCCACGGCGUUGUGUAUUUCCAAGUUAGUUCCUGGAUGCUCCAUCACGAUCAUUUCAGACAAGUUUACUCCCCAUACUACGAGCGACGUGGCAGCUGGGAUGCUUAUUCCUCACACUUACCCAGACAUCCCCAUUCCCAAGCAGAAGCAGUGGUACAGAGAGACCUUUGACCACUUGUUUGGAAUUGCCAAUUCUGCAGAAGCUGGAGAUGCUGGUGUUCAUCUUGUGUCUGGUUGGCAGAUAUUUCGGAACGUUCCUGCUGAAGAAGUGCCGUUCUGGGCAGAUGUGGUUUUGGGAUUCCGGAAGAUGAGUGAGUCUGAGUUGAAGAAAUUCCCCCAACACGUUUUUGGUCAGGCUUUCACAACUCUGAAAUGUGAGGGCCCUGCUUACCUGCCAUGGUUGGAGAAGAGGAUAAGAGAAAGUGGGGGCCUGGUACUCAUCCAACAAAUAGAAGACCUCUGGGAGCUGCAUCCAGCCUUCGACAUCGUGGUCAACUGUGCGGGCCUAGGCAGCAGACAGCUGGUUGGGGACUGGCAGGUGUUCCCUGUAAGGGGCCAGGUGCUCCAAGUGCAGGCCCCAUGGGUGAAGCACUUUGUUCGAGAUGGAAGUGGGCUCACCUAUAUUUACCCUGGUGUGUCCACCAUCACCCUGGGCGGAACCAGACAGAAGGGAGACUGGAAUCUGUACCCAGAUGCAGAAACAAGCAAAGCUAUUCUCUCCCGGUGCUGUGCUUUAGAACCCUCCCUCCAUGCAGCACGUGAUAUCAGGGAGAAGGUAGGCUUGAGACCCUGCAGACCAGGAGUGCGACUCCGGAAGGAGCUUUUAGUCCAAGGUGAUCAGAGGUUGUUUGUGGUCCACAACUAUGGCCACGGCAGUGGGGGCAUCUCAGUGCAUUGGGGCUGUGCUUUAGAGACUGCCAGGCUGGUGAGUGAGUGUGUAGAGGCUCUGAGGUUACCUGUUCCCCAAUCCAAGUUGUAGGUGAUAUAAAAUGAUAGAAGAUGGCCCCUGUACCAACUGAUCAAAGUAUAGUGAAAAUACUUGCACAGAUGCAAGUAACUUUGCCAUUGCCAGAAAGUGUAGAAAGUUCCUAAUUUUUAAAAUUAGAGUACACAAAGGAAGUGUAGAGGACGCUUACUUUGCAUGUGACUGACCUCAGUUACAAUCCUCGACACAACACAUGACGCCCCACCAAGUACCACCAGGGGUCACUCCUGAGCACAGAGCCAGGAGUAGUUUAUACGCAAUGCUGGAUGUGCCCCCC
This is a messenger RNA of Suncus etruscus (white-toothed pygmy shrew), 1482 nucleotides long. It is a transcript of the gene DDO, whose product is annotated as D-aspartate oxidase. The record is from RefSeq and is a predicted model, not a curated record. The transcript has 5 exons. Gene Ontology annotation, molecular function: D-amino-acid oxidase activity; FAD binding. The coding region runs from base 174 to 1199 and encodes 341 amino acids. Lineage: Eukaryota; Metazoa; Chordata; Mammalia; Eulipotyphla; Soricidae.